AUGGCGGCGGAUUACCUGUCGAUCGCCGAGGUGUCGCUCCUCUCGUGCGGCUUCGUUCACGCCCGCGCCCUCGCCGCCCGCAUCGUGGGCGUCAUGGCGCACUGUCAGGACAUGCUGCAUCCUCACCAUCACUACGACUUUGGCAUGCGAGCCGUGAAGACGGUGCUGGCGGCGACCUCCCGCCUGAGGACCUCCCUGCCGGAGUGGUCCGAGACCGAGGUCGUCCUCCGGGCCCUGAGGGAGGUCAACCAGCCCAAGUUGGUCGCCGACGAUUACGAGAGGUUCGAGUCCAUCCUUUCCGACUUCUUCCUCGAGCUCCCGCCGACGCCACGCCCACCGGCAGAUAACCUGGUCAGCUGUUUGGAGAAGGUGUGCGAGGAGCGAGGUCUUCUCGCGACGAACGAAUUCCUGCUGAAGACGCUGCAGCUGUACGAGACCCUGAGGGAACGCCACGGGGUCAUGGUGGUGGGGCCGCCCUGUGGGUCCAAGACAACGAUCAUUCAGACUUACCUUGCCUUUUUAGAUGAUAAAAUUAAAAGCAUGUUUAGAUUUCUAAUAGAAUAUUUUUCUGUGCAAAAGAUACCCAUGAAAACCGUAGCUACUCUCUCGGCAGCCCUGGGCAUGAUGGAGGGGGACCAGCCCAUCCGAGUGGAGGUCCUCAACCCCAAGACUCUGACGCAGGCGCAGCUGAUCGGGUCCCUCGACCCCGUUAAUAGAGAGUGGUCGGAUGGACUCGUCGCGCAGGUCAUCAGAAACGCCCACGCCCAACGCACGUGGCUCCUGUUCGACGGCCCGACGGACGCCUCGUGGGUGGAGAACCUCAACACCGCCCUCGACGACUCGCAGAAGCUGUGCCUGCCCUCGGGGGAGACCGUGCCCGUGCCUGGGGACAUGGCCACCAUCUUCGAGGUCCUGGAUCUGCAUCCCCCGCCACAGUCUCGAGAUGCGGCAUGGUGUACGUGGGCGGCCAGACGAUCGGGUGGGCGGCGCUCCUGCACUCGUGGCUACACCACCACGCCCACGGCCCUUUGGUGGGGGGAGUACGGCCUCCUGCGCGAGUUGGCCAACUGGCUCAUCCCGCCCGCCCUCGAGUUCGUGAAGGCGCACUGCCGCUACCUGCUGCCCGUCGUCGAGGUAUCGCUCGUCAGAUUGUGGGAACGGGAUAAAUCUGGUCUUGAAUUUUUCGGUUAA
Messenger RNA from Penaeus vannamei (Pacific white shrimp), 1191 nucleotides. NCBI's taxonomy places the organism in Eukaryota, Metazoa, Arthropoda, Malacostraca, Decapoda, Penaeidae. The record is from RefSeq and is a predicted model, not a curated record.